Messenger RNA from Melanotaenia boesemani (Boeseman's rainbowfish), 2037 nucleotides. It is a transcript of the gene nfkbiz, whose product is annotated as nuclear factor of kappa light polypeptide gene enhancer in B-cells inhibitor, zeta. NCBI's taxonomy places the organism in Eukaryota, Metazoa, Chordata, Actinopteri, Atheriniformes, Melanotaeniidae. Gene Ontology annotation, cellular component: nucleus. Gene Ontology annotation, molecular function: protein binding. The record is from RefSeq and is a predicted model, not a curated record. Bases 161 to 1528 code for a protein of 455 amino acids. The transcript is spliced from 11 exons. Gene Ontology annotation, biological process: regulation of gene expression.
UUCAUGUGUUGGCUCUCCCAGCUGCAGAUGUGGUGGGGCGCUUAACAAGAAGUUGCGCCAGGUGCGGCAGUUGGGUGUCAAUUCGUCGUUUCUGAGCUUGCGUGACAGUGGAACAGGUGAGUGCUGCCUUAUCAGAUUUAUAACCACAACCCCGAUACUAAUGCGGGCUGACAACCUGUGUUACCCACCCAACUUCCCUCAGGCUGGUGUGUGUGGGAGAAGGAAGUCGUUGGAGGACUUGGUAAACAUGCUGGAUCAAAAAGGGAAUGAGAGCCGAGGCCACGUCUUAUCAUCGGUUACCAACUUCGUCUACAGCAAUGAAGAUGAUUUCAUGGCUGAUUCCAAAACACCAGGAUUCUUCCAAGCUGUUCAAAAGAAGAUCACAGUGAAAGACCUGCUAAGAUUGAGGUGUCAGACAGGGAUCUUGGAGCCUAAACUCAAACGUGCAAAAACUGAAGAUUUUGCUCCAGAGAUGAGUCCUCAUCUGUCUAACCUUCCAGCGCCAGGACACCCAAAUACCCCUGCUGGUUUUUCCUCUGCAGCUGAAAACAUGGUCCUGCAACAAAUUCAAGAUAUGUUGCAGCAACCACCUCUGCAGCAACAAAAUUCUCCAACUUCUGAAGUCAAAAUGACUUUAUUUCAUUGGCAAAUACAACAAGAAGUGCAGAACGUUGGAGGACUUUCUGCUGAGCUGCUGAACAAGCAGGACUCAGAUGGUGACACAUUUCUUCACAUAGCAGUAGCUCAAGGCAGACGAGCUCUCGCUUAUGUGCUUGCUGCAAAAAUGGCAAGAUGCGGCUCUUUGGAGAUGAAAGAACACAACGGACAGACGGCUCUCCAGAUCGCGGCUGCCAGCAAUCAGCACUUAAUCGUUUACGACCUCCUGACUCACGGAGCACAGAUCAGCACCAGAGACCUGUGGGGUCGCUCUCCUCUGCAUGUGUGUGCAGAGAAAGGCCAUUUUCAAAGUCUUCAGAGCAUCUGUAGGGCCCUAACGGGGACUGACCAACAACCCGACAUUGAAAUAUUCAACUAUGAAGGUUUGACUCCACUUCAUGCUGCGGUCAUGUCUCACAACGCCGUUGUUAAAGAGAUGAGGUGUCUGGAAAAUCCCUGUUCAUAUAUGAUGAUGGAGUUCACACAGAAGAAACUCAUGUAUGUGGAGUGCAUUAAGACUCUGAUGCACAUGGGCGCCUCCUGUGGGACAAAGGAUCUGAAAAGUGGACGGACUUGUCUUCACAUGGCAGCUGAGGAGGGAAAUUUGGAGCUGCUUCACAUUUUUCUUGACAAGUCAACAUCACUGGCUGUUGUAAACAUAAAGACAUUCAGUGGAAACACGGCUCUGCACAUCGUCAGCUCUUUGCAAAAUCACAAGACUCAAGUGGAAGCUGUGAAGUUGCUGAUGAGGAAAGGAGCAGAUCCGGGGACCAGAAAUUUCGAGAAUGAGCUGCCGUGUCAACUGGUGUCUGAAGGACCCAUUGGGGAAAAGGUGCGUCAGAUCCUCAAAGGGAAAUGCUUUUGCGCUUAAGUGAAGUUUAAGAACACUGUCAGUUAGACAGUCGAGUCUAUGAUAUUAAUAUUUGCCAAACAAGGCAGAUGCUGGUUGUUUCAGUGAAACAUACUGAUUGUUUGUUACCAUGUAAUUCUUAGAAAAAGUUUUUUUUUCUUGGGGUUUUCAGUUAUUCUUGUGGUUUAAUGAUGGAGGAUGAUUACAUACAGGUUAAAAAAAAAGGAGGAAUAAUUUCUUUAUUAUUUUUAAAUAUUUUUUAAACUAAGCUUUACCUUUUUAAUUUGUUUUGUGUGUCAAAUUUAUAAAAUUAAGAUGCUGAGUUGAGAAAUUAGACAGUCUGAUUACAUUCUGUUUGUAAGUGAUGCAGCCGAGAUUCAGAUAUUACACAUUUUGUAAAUAAUCAUGUAUUAAUGUAGUAUGCAGAAAAAACAUGUUAACUGUAGUUUAUUAAGAAAUUAAAAUGUACUUUGUAAUGUUUAAUCAUGUUAACUUGUACCAUGGCAAAUUAAAUCCCUUGUUUAUUCUCA